Phacochoerus africanus (Common warthog) is the source of this 3155-nucleotide messenger RNA. It is a transcript of the gene ESF1, whose product is annotated as ESF1 nucleolar pre-rRNA processing protein homolog. Gene Ontology annotation, molecular function: RNA binding. The record is from RefSeq and is a predicted model, not a curated record. The transcript has 14 exons. Gene Ontology annotation, biological process: rRNA processing. Gene Ontology annotation, cellular component: nucleus. Lineage: Eukaryota; Metazoa; Chordata; Mammalia; Artiodactyla; Suidae. Bases 97 to 2652 code for a protein of 851 amino acids.
GCGGAGCAUUAUGGGUGUGAGAUCCGUGUGAGUCCCGGAGAGGGUUCGGAGGAGUAUUUGGUUUCUUCAAGUAUUUGCCCAGUCAGCUAUUUAAAAAUGGCAUCCAAACAAGAAAUAAUGAAUGACCAGCGGUUUAGGCGGGUUACAAAGGACCCAAGAUUUUGGGAAAUGCCAGAAAAGGAACGAAAAGUCAAAAUUGACAAGAGAUUUCGAGCAAUGUUUCAUGACAAAAAGUUCAAGUUGAAUUAUGCUGUGGAUAAAAGAGGACGCCCCAUCAACCACAGCACUACAGAGGACUUGAAACGUUUUUAUGAACUUUCAGAUUCUGAUUCAGAUCUCUCUGAUGAAAAUAAUAAAGUAUUGAGUCAAAAGAAAAUAAAGAAGAAGAAAAACCAGACUAAAAGUGAAGUAGAAACAAAAAACUUUGUUGAGAAAAAAAAAGAAACCAAGAAAAUUAAUCAAAAGGAUUUUGGAAAUAAGAAUGAUUUAGAUAACGCUGAGAGAAUUCAGGAAAAGAAAACACCAUGCAAAUCUAACAAGAUGGAUUCAAUAAGCCCCAAGAAAAAUAGCAAAAAAUUUACACAAAAAAGUACAAAAGGGGAAAAAAACAUUGUUCAACAUAGCACAGACUCAUUUACCAAAGGACAACUAAGGACAGUCGGCUCUGGCACCGCAGAAAUUGUUCCAUCUCCCAAAGUCAAGUAUUCUGAGACAAAAAGAGAAAUGCAAUCAGUGGUUCCAUGCAUAAUGGCAAGAGACAGCGAUGGUCCUGAAAACUCAACAGAUGGUGAAGUGUUUGAUCAAGAUGCUCUGGAGGAAGAUUUAGAAAGUGCUAGUGAAAUAGGUGAUGAAGAAUCUGAAGAUGAAAGUACAGGCAUUGGUGGAGCUGAUGUUGAUGGUGAUGAUGAUGACGAUGAUGGAAACGAAAAUGAAGAGGAGGAGGAUGAAGAUGAGGAUAGUGAGGAGGAGGAUGAGAGUGACAGUGGCCCUGAUCUUGCAAGAGGCAAAGGAAAUAUAGAAACUAGUUCCGAAGAUGAAGAAGAUAUGGCAGAUUUACUUCCAGAGGAAUCUGGUUUUGAACAUGCUUGGAGAGAAUUAGAUAAAGAUGCUCCCCGGGCUGAUGAGAUUACACGUCGAUUAGCAGUUUGCAACAUGGACUGGGAUAGAUUGAAGGCAAAAGAUUUGCUGGCUUUGUUUAAUUCAUUUAAACCAAAAGGAGGUGUUGUAUUUUCUGUAAAGAUAUAUCCUUCAGAGUUUGGAAAGCAGAGGAUGCAGGAAGAGCAAGUUCAAGGACCAGUGGAGUUAUUAAGCAUUCCUGAAGAUGCCCCUGAAAAGGACUGGACCUCUAGAGAAAAACUGAGAGAUUAUCAGUUCAAGCGACUGAAGUACUAUUAUGCAGUAGUUGACUGUGACUCUCCUGAAACAGCUGCUAAAAUUUAUGAGGAUUGUGAUGGCCUGGAAUUUGAAAGUAGCUGUUCCUUCAUAGAUCUAAGGUUUAUACCAGAUGAUAUUACUUUUGAUGAUGAGCCCAAGGAUGUAGCCUCAGAAGUGGAUUUAACAGCAUAUAAACCAAAAUAUUUCACUUCUGCUGCAAUGGGAACAUCAACGGUGGAGAUCACUUGGGAUGAAACUGAUCACGAAAGAAUUACAACACUCAACAGGAAAUUUAAAAAGGAAGAGCUUUUGGACAUGGAUUUUCAAGCCUACUUAGCUUCUUCUAGUGAAGAUGAAGAGGAGAUAGAAGAGGAGCUACAGGGUGAUGAUGGGGUCAAUGUAGAAGAAGAUGGGAAAACGAAAAGAACUCAGAAGGAUGAUGAAGAACAAAUUGCUAAAUAUAGGCAGCUCUUGCAAGUUAUUCAAGAAAAAGAGAAGAAAGGCAAAGAAAAUGAUAUGGAAAUGGAAAUUAAGUGGGUUCCAGGCCUUAAAGAAAGUGCAGAAGAGAUGGUCAAAAACAAAUUGGAAGGAAAGGAUAAACUGACUCCCUGGGAACAAUUUUUAGAGAAGAAGAAAGAGAAAAAAAGACUGAAAAAGAAACAAAAGGCUCUUGCUGCAGAGGCCAGUGAAGAUGAAGUUCCCUCCGAUAUUGAUUUGAAUGACCCAUACUUUGCUGAAGAAGCUAAAAAAAUAGGUAUAAAAGAAAAGAAAAAAUCAAUGAAAUCUGCAAAAGAUGGCAUAUCUCCAGAGGAAGAAGCUGAAAUAGAAAGACAAAAGGCUGAAAUGGCUUUGCUCGUGAUGGAUGAGGAAGAAGAGAGCAAGAAACACUUCAAUUAUAACAAAAUUGUAGAGCACCAGAAUCUGAGCAAAAAGAAGAAAAAACAGCUGAUGAAGAAGAAGGAAUUAUUGGAGGAUGACUUUGAGGUAAACGUUAAGGAUACACGGUUUCAGGCAAUGUAUACUUCCCAUUUGUUCAAUUUGGAUCCUUCAGAUCCUAAUUUCAAGAAAACAAAAGCUAUGGAAAAAAUCCUUGAGGAGAAAGCCCGUCAGAGAGAACAAAAAGAGCAAGAACUUACUCAGGCAACAAAGAAAAAAGAGAGUGAAAUUCAAAAGGAAUCACAAAAGAAGUCCAUUGAUCCUGCCUUGUCAAUGUUGAUUAAAUCUGUAAAAAACAAAACAGAGCAGUUUCAAGCAAGAAAAAAGCAAAAAGUCAAAUAGCUGUAAGUUGUUUCUUUUUGGUUUGAGAAUGUAUAAAGUAUACAGAAGUGGCAGAAGGAAUGCUUAUUGGGAACAGUGCUAUCUUCAAGAAUAUGAAUAAAAUCUGACUGACCAUUGUAAAAUUUCCUUCCAUGUAUAAGAGAUGUAGUUGUGGAUGAUUAGCAGACUUGUACUGUAUAUUUCCACAGAUGAAUCAUAAUUAUUUUAAUUAAUCCUGGUUAUAAAAUUUAUAAAAUUUUUAUAAAGACUGUUUACAAUUCUAUGUAAAAAAAUGGAACAGUACCCAAGUCUUAAGGCUGAAUAAGAGUUAGAAACAUUUUGAGAAUAUGUACAUGUAAUACAUUAAUUUCUCUGGGAGCAGGAGACAGAUUUAGAGCUUUGUUUAAAUAAUUUAUUUUUCUAGCCAUAAUUAAUAGAAGACAAUAAUCUUUGUUAUUUAAUCAUACUCAUUGUAGUUUGUUUAUUAAACUAAUUCGUAAAUAAAAUGUUUUUAUUAUUUUGUA